Messenger RNA from Cyclopterus lumpus (lumpfish), 1392 nucleotides. RefSeq names its product myosin regulatory light polypeptide 9. The record is from RefSeq and is a predicted model, not a curated record. Gene Ontology annotation, cellular component: myofibril; stress fiber; cytoplasm. Gene Ontology annotation, biological process: myofibril assembly; platelet aggregation. NCBI's taxonomy places the organism in Eukaryota, Metazoa, Chordata, Actinopteri, Perciformes, Cyclopteridae. The coding region runs from base 137 to 658 and encodes 173 amino acids. The transcript is spliced from 4 exons. Gene Ontology annotation, molecular function: calcium ion binding.
GGAGGGCUGCCUGCUUCCCCCCUCGCACUGCUGCGCUGGACUGAGACAAAAGGAGUGUGAGGGACUUCCAGACACUUCUACCUGAAGCCAAGACCCAGACCCGGACCCGGACCCAGACCCAGACCCGGACGCCACCAUGUCGAGCAAGCGCGCCAAGGGAAAGACCACCAAGAAGCGGCCUCAGAGGGCCACCUCCAACGUCUUCGCCAUGUUCGACCAGUCUCAGAUCCAGGAGUUCAAGGAGGCGUUCAACAUGAUCGACCAGAACCGAGACGGGUUCAUCGACAAGGAGGACCUGCACGACAUGCUGGCCUCUCUGGGUAAGAGCCCCUCUGACGAAUACCUGGAGGGGAUGAUGAGCGAGGCCCCGGGGCCCAUCAACUUCACCAUGUUCCUCACCAUGUUCGGAGAGCGGCUCAACGGAACCGACCCCGAGGACGUCAUCCGCAACGCCUUCGCCUGCUUCGACGAGGAGGGGUCCGGUGUGCUCCACGAGGACCAUCUGAGGGAGCUGCUGACCACCAUGGGCGACCGCUUCUCGGACGAAGAGGUGGACGAGCUGUUCCGCGAGGCGCCCAUCGACAGCAAGGGCAACUUCAACUACGGCGAGUUCACGCGCAUCCUCAAACACGGCGCCAAGGACAAGGACGACGAGUAGGAGGCGCCCUCAGUCCGAGCCCGAGUCCCGACCUUCAGACACGGGAUCAGUCUCUCUUUAAAAGAGCCAAAGUGUCCGUUGUGUUGAAGUCAUUCAGAUGUAAACGUGUUUAUUUAAAGGUCGGGGUUCAUUUUGGGAUCCACAGAAAUGUUUUUGACGGUCACCAUAAGAGGUGCGUUUGCAUCUCGUAGCUACAAGUCUCUUGUGGCUUCACGGACUGCGAGUUGGACGUUUGAGAUGCAGCAGAACAUCGUGUGUGUGUGUGUGCUCAGUGCCACACACAGUACCAGCUGUGUUUACCUCUUACCUGCCAAUCAGCUACCACACCUGCACAAGCGCUGCACCUCGUCUCCAUAUCAGUAAUAUUUGUUUCCCUGUGACAAAAAAAUAAAUCUGAUCGUUCUGAUUGUGCUCAUUAAAAGUGCUUCUGCUUGAUAAACUAGUUUAGUAGAGCUUCGUUGAAGGAUCAGGUAAGUUUGUGUUGAAGGAAUUCAGGUUUGAAUGAUUCAAGUUUAUUCAUGUUAGCAGAAACCAUGUUUUUCAAAUAAGUGUCUACUUCCUCACGUGGUUUCAUCAUCCUUGACGAGUUUGAGGUUUACGUGGAACCAUGAAUGCACCAACUUGGACACGUUGUUUUAAAUGUUCACGACACUCAUAGUGGAACAUAUUCAGAUAUUUGAUAAAUCCUGAUUGGUGCACAUUAUGACAUCACCCAUGUUUUUUUCAAUUGAUGC